AUGGCAGACAACAAAGGCGGCGCGGCCGGCAACGCGCCAGCGAGCCUGUCAGAAUACAAGAAGGCCCAGGCGAGGGUGCGGGAGCUGGUCGAGCGGCGCAGAGCCCAGGAGCGGAAACUCGCGGCGGUCGAGGACAGCAUCGCGAGCAAGGAGGCCGCGUACCUGGACAGCACGCCUGCUGGCAACAUCAUCACGGGCUUCGACAACUAUAUGAAGGGACAGAGCGGUGCGGCGGCGCAGCGGCGCAAGGCGGGCCCGGCGGAGCAGAACCGCGUGUUUUCGCGGUCGUCGGUGUCGUACAGGCCGAACAACGGGGACUCAACACCGGGAUCUACGCCCGCGUCGCACGCCCCAACGCCAGUGUCUGCAUCGUUCCGUGAUAGCGGGUCAGCGCAUCCGACGCCGUCGUCGGGGACUGGCAAGAACUCCAAGUCGAAGAAGAAGGAGAAGGAGACGGAGGAGAGCGAGGGAGACUCGCAGAUGGGCAAGAAGAGGACCAACUUUGGCGCGUCGAGAAAGUAG
Purpureocillium lilacinum is the source of this 522-nucleotide messenger RNA. RefSeq lists its product as uncharacterized. Gene Ontology annotation, cellular component: NuA4 histone acetyltransferase complex. The record is from RefSeq and is a predicted model, not a curated record. NCBI's taxonomy places the organism in Eukaryota, Fungi, Ascomycota, Sordariomycetes, Hypocreales, Ophiocordycipitaceae.